Olea europaea var. sylvestris is the source of this 1024-nucleotide messenger RNA. Its product is annotated as enhancer of rudimentary homolog. The transcript has 4 exons. The record is from RefSeq and is a predicted model, not a curated record. NCBI's taxonomy places the organism in Eukaryota, Viridiplantae, Streptophyta, Magnoliopsida, Lamiales, Oleaceae. The coding region runs from base 404 to 685 and encodes 93 amino acids.
UAGAACUCAUAUAUAAAGAGUUUUGAAGUCCUAAAAGUUUUUAUUACUUAUUACCAAUUCUGGUUACUAUUUUAUUUAAAAAUUAUUGUUCUUGUUCUUUUGCGAAAUUUGUUAGGCCUUGCCUCAUGGAUGGAAGCCAAAUGGAAUAGAAAUGCUCGUCAUAAAAUGGCUAUUUCUAGGUUUAACUAAUGGCUAACCUAAGGGAGUCAUAAACUGUAAUUAAGUUGCUAUUGGAAAUGGUCUUUCCUCCACUUUUUUCUCCAAAAUGCCUCUACUGAUUUUUGCUUGUCAAUUUAUCAUUACCGACUGACUUUAUCAUGUUUUACCUCUUUUGUUGCUUCAGUUACAAGUACAAGCACUAUUAUUUCCUAUACCACCGUCUAACAGGCACACUAUUAUUCUUAUGCAAACAUCUCAGUACAGAGCAACCCGUACUUUCAUGGACUUUGACUCAAUCAGUCAAGCGAUGGAUGGAAUUUGUGGACUAUAUGAAAGGAAACUCAAGGAGAUAAAUCCAGCCAUCAGAAACCUCUCUUAUGAUAUAUCAGAUCUUUACAAUUUUAUUGACGGUCUUGCAGAUUUGAGUGCAUUAGUUUAUGAUCACUCAAUUCAGGCUUACCUUCCAUAUGACCGGCAGUGGAUCAAACACAAGACGUUACAUCAUUUGAAGAAAUUGGCUCAUUGAUAUAUACAGCGUGCAGCUAUCUCUAAUUGGAUUUUCACAAGAAAGCAGAAGUGCAGAUUCAGACUCUUGGUUGAACAGUAUUUCAAUCUCUAAAUAGUCAUAUCUAAGCUUGUGUCUCGUGUUUUCUUCCCCCAUGGAAAUAUAACACAGUCGAGUGGCAUUUAUCCACUUUUUGUUUACUUCAACUGUUGCUGAAAUUAGUCUACUUCAUGUGUAUGUUUUGUUUUACAGCGUGUAAUAUGCAGAAUUUAUCUAGCAAACUGUAUGGAAAGAUUUGAAUUUUUAUCGACUUUGGCCUCGUAAUGUUGAGAAACAUUGUGUAACGGGAGCCGUUCUUCA